UAAGUACUUAGAUGGACAUACUCGCUGGCUAUGGCUUAUUCAUGGAAUUUUGUAGGUGUGCUGUCUUGUGCGAAAUGUGCUGUUGUAUUUAAGGAGGCAGUUAUAUCCCCGUGCAGUUGCCUAGGCUCUUAUUCUGUUCUACUUGAGAUUCGAUAACCCCCCUUUACUACACGCACUUCGUAGCGUUUUCGUUCUAUCUUUCCUUUCGUGGUGUGGUUUGCAUCAAGAUCUAUACCAUGAGCGACUCUAGCGGCGAAGCUGGCCUCAAAUUUUACCAAUAUACGCCUUCUAUUGCAGCGGCUGUUAUCUUCAUCGUCUUAUUCACCAUAACGACUGCCUAUCAUCUCUACCAACUAGCCAGAAACAAAUCCUGGUAUUUCGUUGCAUUUGUUCUCGGUGGAAUCUUCCAGAUAAUAGGAUAUGCAGCCAGAGCAGCAGCGCAUUCAAACAUGGGAAACGUCCCUAUCUAUUCUGUUCAAGCAAUUCUUAUUUUGCUAGCUCCAGCACUCUAUGCCGCGUCUAUAUAUAUGGUCCUCGGUAGAAUUAUUCACUAUCUGCAUGCCGAACACUUCAGUCUGGUCCCAGUACAAUGGCUGACUGGUAUAUUUGUGACGGGUGAUGUCAUUGCAUUUGUGGCGCAGGCAGCAGGUGGUGCGACCAUGGCUAGUAGUAGCCUUAGUGCCAGAACUACGGGUGAACACAUCACGAUUGGCGGUCUCUGCGUGCAACUCGUCUUCUUCACAAUUUUCGUGCUUACCUCGGCGACCUUUCAUAGACGUAUCCGCUUGAAUCCAACACAACGAGCUCUGCAACUGGGAGGGAGCUCCAAUCAAGCGACGUUUCGCAGCUGGGAGUCCGCUCUUUGGGGACUGUAUAUUGCUAGCGCGCUGAUUCUGAUACGAUCGAUCUUCCGCCUUGUUGAGUAUGCGCAGGGAAAUGAUGGGUAUUUGAUUGGCCACGAGGCAUUCAUGUAUGUGUUUGAUGCGACAUUGAUGGUUUUUGCCAUGGUCACGAUGAAUGUUCUUCACCCAUCGGUAAUAUUGGCUGGUGAUUAUAAACAUCGUCAGGGUUCGAUGGAGAGUUUGAGAUCGGUACCACAGACGCAGUUGGAAAACAUGGGCUGA
Messenger RNA from Aspergillus novofumigatus IBT 16806, 1124 nucleotides. RefSeq names its product RTA1 domain-containing protein. Bases 237 to 1124 code for a protein of 295 amino acids. The transcript has 3 exons. The record is from RefSeq and is a predicted model, not a curated record. Lineage: Eukaryota; Fungi; Ascomycota; Eurotiomycetes; Eurotiales; Aspergillaceae. Gene Ontology annotation, cellular component: membrane.